This is a messenger RNA of Peniophora sp. CBMAI 1063, 369 nucleotides long. The record is from the annotation of a GenBank genome assembly. NCBI's taxonomy places the organism in Eukaryota, Fungi, Basidiomycota, Agaricomycetes, Russulales, Peniophoraceae.
AUGGAGCAUGCAUACGAUCAGAUUACUGGAGUAGAGGGCGCAAUGUGGCAACGGCUAUCGCGCAGCAAGAGUCGUCAGGAGGCUCGCUAUAUCGAUCGCUCGGCAGGCGCAGGCGAUGCCGGUGGGAUAAAAGCUGCUGCAGCGCGUCUGGAAUUUGCAGGCUCUCGUCUCCCCACUAACCAACACAACUACCAACCCACAACCAACCUAUCGCUAUCAUGUCCAGCAACGCUUGCGGAUCUUCGUCGUGCGGCUGCGGCUCUUCCUGCCAGUGCAAGCCCGGCGAGUGCAAGUGCUGAACGGACCGAUGCAUGUCAUCCUACCUUGAUCCAUCUGUACCUCUGUAUCAUGUCGUUGUACGAUGAUUGA